AUGCUAAUGAGGGGCGGGGCAGGGGGCGGGGCAGGGGGCGGGGCGGCAUCGCGCCCGCGCGUGCCGGGACGCGCCGCGGGGGGCGGUGCGAUUCGCCCGCGCCGGCGGGCGGUGGCGGCGCCCGAGCGGGUCUCGGGUGGCGUCGGUGGCCACCGCGAACACCGGCGGGGCCCCCGUGUUCUGUCACAGUGUCCCCCCCUCACUCGCUCCCCUCCGUCCACCACGGCAGCGCCGCCCCAGCUCCGGCUCCUUCCCGGCCAGGCCGGGCACGGGGCGCGUCUCCUCCCGCGACCGCCGGACCGACACCGGCGGGACCUGAGCUUCGGGGCGCCGCACACCGCCGCGCCCCGCCGGUCCCCGCUCGGCACCGCCCCGCCGCCCGCCGCCACGCCCUGCGGCCCGCUCUCGCCGCCGCCUGUCACCGGCUCGGCCGAGGCCGCCUCCCCCUGCGCCGCCGCCGCUUCCUCUUCCUCCCCGCGCCCGGCAGUGCAGGACGCGCCGCCGCGGGGGCUGACAGGGCAGCAGCCGGCCACCGCGGGGAGACUCCCCAGCCGCCAGCCUGGCGGCGGCGGCGCGAACACGGGUGUGACCCACCUCCUCCCCUCCCAGGACUUCAAACCGCGUCUGCACCUCCCCUCCUCCUCCUCCGCCUCCCGCGGCUGCUGCCGCACCUCCUCCCCGCAGGACUUCAGUGAGCGGCGGCAGCAGCAGCUGAGCAGCCAGAAGAGGGACGCGUGCGGCUCUCCCCGCCGUCCCCACCCUCCGGACCCGCCGCCGCCCCGC
Messenger RNA from Heterocephalus glaber (naked mole-rat), 783 nucleotides. NCBI's taxonomy places the organism in Eukaryota, Metazoa, Chordata, Mammalia, Rodentia, Bathyergidae. The record is from RefSeq and is a predicted model, not a curated record.